Trichechus manatus latirostris (Florida manatee) is the source of this 2035-nucleotide messenger RNA. RefSeq names its product G protein-coupled receptor 83 (gene GPR83). The coding region runs from base 65 to 1336 and encodes 423 amino acids. The transcript is spliced from 4 exons. Gene Ontology annotation, cellular component: plasma membrane. Gene Ontology annotation, biological process: neuropeptide signaling pathway. NCBI's taxonomy places the organism in Eukaryota, Metazoa, Chordata, Mammalia, Sirenia, Trichechidae. The record is from RefSeq and is a predicted model, not a curated record. Gene Ontology annotation, molecular function: neuropeptide Y receptor activity.
UGCCCACCGGGCCCUGCGGCGAGAUCAGGACUGCAGAGUCCCAGGGAGGAGCGGCCCCUGCAACAUGCUCCCUCACUUCUUGCUGUUCUGCCUCCGGCACUCGGUGCAAGCCACGGAGCGCCCCGAGAGCGGCGGGGACAACCAGAGCCUGGAGGCGGCGCUGGCCGCGCCCAACGCCUCGCACUUCUUCUCCUGGAACAACUACACCUUCUCGGACUGGCAGAACUUUGUGGGCAGGAGGCGGUACGGGGCCGAGUCCCAGAACCCCACGGUGAAAGCCCUGCUCAUCGUGGCUUACUCCUUCAUCAUCGUCUUCUCGCUCUUUGGGAACGUCCUGGUCUGUCAUGUCAUCUUCAAGAACCAGAGAAUGCACUCGGCCACCAGCCUCUUCAUUGUCAACCUGGCCGUCGCGGACAUCAUGAUCACGCUCCUCAACACCCCCUUCACUUUGGUCCGCUUUGUGAAUAGCACGUGGGUGUUUGGGAAGGGCAUGUGCCACGUCAGCCGCUUCGCCCAGUAUUGCUCCCUGCACGUCUCAGCACUGACGCUGACGGCCAUUGCUGUGGACCGCCACCAGGUCAUUAUGCAUCCGCUAAAACCCCGGAUCUCAAUCACAAGAGGUGUCAUCUACAUUGUUGUCAUCUGGACCAUGGCUACGUUCUUUUCACUCCCACAUGCUAUCUGCCAGAAAUUAUUUACCUUCAAGUACAGUGAAGACACUGUCCGAUCCCUAUGCCUACCAGACUUCCCUGAGCCAGCUGACCUCUUCUGGAAGUACCUGGACUUGGCCACCUUCAUCCUGCUCUACAUCCUACCCCUCUUCAUCAUCUCAGUGGCCUAUGCCCGAGUGGCCAAGAAGCUGUGGCUGUGCAACACAAUUGGUGACGUGACCACAGAGCAGUACCUUGCCCUGCGGCGCAAGAAGAAGAAGACCAUAAAGAUGCUAAUGCUGGUGGUGGUUCUUUUUGCCCUCUGCUGGUUCCCCCUUAACUGCUACGUCCUCCUCCUGUCCAGCAAGGUCAUCCGCACCAACAACGCCAUCUACUUUGCCUUCCACUGGUUUGCCAUGAGCAGCACCUGCUACAACCCCUUCAUCUACUGCUGGCUCAAUGAGAACUUUAGGGUCGAGCUGAAGGCAUUACUGAGCAUGUGCCAAAGGCUGCCCAAGCCUCAGGAGGACAGGCCACCCUCCCCUGUUCCUUCUUUCAGGGUGGCAUGGACAGAAAAGAGCAACGGCAGGAGGGCCCCACUAGCCAAUAACCUCCCACCCUCCUUGCAUCUCCAGUCUGGGAAGACAGACCUAUCGUCUGUGGAGCCCAUUGUGGCAAUGAGUUAGAGGAGGUUGGGAAGAGGCCAGGGAAGGGAUCUAUCUCCAGCUGAGGUUGGAAAAGAGCUUGAGGAGGUGGCCUGCCCCCGCACACACAACCUUAACUGUGCUGGAAACAAGUCCAUGCAGAAGCCGUAGGACUUUUGAGUUUCUAGAAUACUCUGCCCAGCCUCCCAGCCCUAUUUGACGUGAAAACUAUAAGGCAACUACCAACUAGACACAUGAUUAUAAAUUCCCAUCUAAAAAAUGCUGUGUGGCAUAUCACCCUGGUCCCAUGAGCAAGAGAGCUGAGGACAACUUCAGCCCAGAUGGGUGCUAAGUCAGUCAUUGCUCCAACUGUCCGGCAACUGGCUUGUGUACAACCCUCCCUACAGCUCAGCUCAAGGAAACCUGAGCCAUAACCAAGUGAGGCAGGGUUUUUAGUGUACUGGCCCAGAUACACAAAACUCUGCUUUGAAAAGGUUCAUUAGCCAGGGAAAGUUAUCAAGCUAGAGUUGGCACUGAGGUUUUCAUGCCUUGCUUUCUAAAGUAGUUGGACCAGGAUGAAUCACAAUCUGUGGUGGCCUGACCAUUUAUAUGCAAGAAGAGACCAACUUGGGUACAUUAAAAAAAGAGGAAUUACGGUAUUUUUCAUACUAGAAGAAGUUAUUAGUAAAACUAUGGAAAAUUCAGAAAAGCCUAAAGAAGAAAAUAAAAAUCACUCCAUAU